UUGGGAAGGCAACCUGAAGCAGUCUGUGUUUCCUUGUUCUCCCAAGCUACUCCCGACGUCGUAACUAACCUGCUGAACGGCAUGCCUGAGUGUUACUUUGAAUAAUUUUGAAUCUUAUAGGGUAAAGAAAAAACUCUGCUUAUAGGUGCCCACGCCUCGGAGGAAACCCGAUCCACGGAUGACCUGGGACGGAGAUUUCUUUCAGUUUCCUUUGAAAAAAAUAAAAGAUUUAUAAUCCCUUUAUGAAGAACACUGACUUUAAAUGGGCAAGUACAGCGUCCUACCAGGAGGCACACUUUUCACACAGAAACGUCGCUACUCUCAUAGUGAGGGUCGCAGUUACUUACCUAUUCUUACCCGAGGAAUAACGAAGAUGGGAACAGCGCUGAUUUAUGAUGACGAGAUGACCAAGUACAAACUGCUCUGGGUUGAUCCAGCUUGUAAGAUUGAGGUGCCUGAGCGUCUGACUGUGAGUCAUGAGACUUUGGUCAGGACUGGCCUGGCUGAUCGCUGUGUCUCCGUACCUGUCCGUGAGGCCACGGACGCAGAAAUUCUUCUGGCUCACAGUGAGGAAUACCUGGAGGCGGUGAAGAAGACUCCUUACAUGAGUCUGGAGGACCUUAUGGAGUUCACUCGUCAGUACGGUGAUGUCUACUUCCACCCAAACAUCUACCACUGUGCCAAGCUUGCUGCUGGUGCUGCACUGCAGCUGGUAGACAGUGUUAUGACAGGGAAGGUGAGGAAUGGCAUGGCUUUAGUCAGACCACCAGGACACCACAGUAUGCGCAGUGCUGCUAAUGGAUUCUGUGUGUUCAACAAUGUGGCUAUAGCGGCUCAAUAUGCUAAGCAGAAAUAUGGAGUCCAAAGGGUGUUGAUAGUUGACUGGGAUAUACAUCACGGUCAGGGGGUGCAGUAUUGCUUUGAGGAUGAUCCCAGCGUGCUCUACUUCUCUUGGCACCGCUAUGAGCAUCAGAAAUUCUGGCCUCAUCUGAGAGAUUCUGACUACGACAUUGUUGGCAAAGAGAAAGGGGCAGGAUUCAAUAUAAAUGUACCAUGGAACAAGGUGGGCAUGGAAAAUGUUGACUAUCUGUCAGUCUUCUGUCACGUUCUUCUGCCAGUUGCAUAUGAGUUUUGCCCAGACUUAGUCUUGGUGUGUGCGGGAUUUGACUCAGCCAUCGGUGACCCAGAGGGUGAGAUGUGUGCCACUCCAGAUGUCUUUGCCCAUCUGACUCACCUGCUGAUGAACCUAGCAGGAGGAAAACUGUGUGCUGUGCUGGAGGGGGGAUACAACUUGACUUCCCUCGUCCAAUCUGUGUGUCAGACAGUCCAGACAUUGCUUGGAGAUCCUGUGCCGAGACCUGCAAGCCUCAAAAGUCCCUGUAUAAGUGCACUUGAAUCUCUUCAGUGUGUCCGAUCAGCUCAUAAGGCCUACUGGUCGUGCCUCAAACACGCAGCUGAUCUGCCCGCCUCCACCAUCAGCACCAAACAGAUUAAAUUAGGAGAAGGAGAAGAAACGACAGAGAAGGGAGAAGAAGAAGAAAAGGACGCGGAGGAAAAGGUGUGGCCUGAACCUCCAAAACGCGUCACUCCUCCAGUAUGUGCUGCUUUAGUGCUCCCCGAUGACGUGGCUUGCCCGGAGGGAUGCGAACGCUUCAGCUUCUCAGAGGAUCUUGACCCACUCUUAGCCAGCAAGUUAAGGGAGAGUUUCCUCAGAGACGCAGAUGACAGUACUGCUUUUAUAACCGUCUCCAGUUUUAUAGCCCUGACAGAGAAAAUGGAGAAGAAUGAGAUCUGCAGUGGCCUUGCACUGGUCCCUGACGUUACCAAGGCGAUGACAAGCAUUGUCCAGCACGUUACAACUGUUCUCAGCAACCGCGUUUUGGUCGUCUGUGUGGGUGACGGGAAUGUCCCAAGCCAUAUUACAGAAGACAGGGAAACACUUGUGGUGCAGAUGGGCAGUGCACAGACUGAGGAACGGAGCUGCAAAUAUUACAUUCGUGUGUGUCUGAAGAAGGGCUGCAGUGACACGUCAGGGUUCACACAGGCUGUGUUUGGCCUCCUCCUGCCCCUUGGGUAUGAAUAUGACCCCGGUCUUGUUGUGUUGGCUCGAAUGCCAGAUAGUGGAGUCAGUGACAGUUUGUGGCAACAACUAAUUGGCCUACUGCAGAGCUUUGCACUUGGACAUACACUGGUGGUACUGCAGGAGGAGGAGAAGGCGCUUAUCGGACUCACAGCAUCCUCCCUCCUCGGUAACCCAGCCGCCUCUCUGAAGCAACUUCAAGCCCCGCUAACAGAAGACACGGAGGCCAUAGAGAAGCUGAGACACAGGCUGCAGGCAGACUGGAAAUUCCUUCAGACCACAGCACCACAAACUCAAAGAAGUGAUGAAGACUGAGGAUGGAGGGUGUCAUGGACUUUUUGAUACUUUAUUUUUGGUAAAUUAUGACAGCAGUUGUCCUGCUGCUUAGAAAUUAUGCAUGUGUUAUAAUAUUCAUUCAAGCAAUAUCACAAUCAACGCCAGCUUUUGCCGUCUCAUAAAAAAAAAUCUAUUCAAUGACUUAAACAGUGUUUAAGUUAUUUGGUAAGCUGGAUUAACCUGUACUGUUGUAUCAGCGUAUGAGCUUUAUCAGCCUUGUUGACUAAACAAAGAUGAUGACGUUUACAGAUCUCCAGCUGACAUUUAUCUCUUUUGUCACAACAGUUUUCUGCUGGUUACAUUUGGAUUUUUUGAAUUUUCAUUUCUUUUAUCAGGAAGUUCCACUUGGAUCAAAAUCAGUUUCACAGGAGACAUAGCCAAGUGCGAAGAGCUAAUGAAUUUUACAGCAAUAUAAAAAUUAUUUAAGCAAUCACUGAUCAAAAUAGUUAUACUUUCUUUUUUUUGUGCCAUUCACAUGAUUGAAUAGUUGACUGAUUUUUGCUGUAAAUUGAAAUGUUGUGUCUUGUAUAGCACACGUCAUGUAAUUUAACAUGAAGUUUUCAUAAGCAACUUUGAUAUUCUCUGUAAUAAAUGUUACAUUU
Messenger RNA from Pundamilia nyererei, 3018 nucleotides. It is a transcript of the gene hdac10, whose product is annotated as histone deacetylase 10. NCBI's taxonomy places the organism in Eukaryota, Metazoa, Chordata, Actinopteri, Cichliformes, Cichlidae. Gene Ontology annotation, molecular function: deacetylase activity. Gene Ontology annotation, biological process: epigenetic regulation of gene expression. The record is from RefSeq and is a predicted model, not a curated record. The coding region runs from base 263 to 2395 and encodes 710 amino acids. The transcript is spliced from 21 exons.